GCUUGCAUCAGAUCUCACAGAACAAGGUGGCAGUGCUGCUCCUGGCUGGAGGACAAGGAACUCGCCUGGGAGUGAGCUAUCCCAAGGGCAUGUACAAUGUAGGGUUGCCCAGUGGCAAGACCUUGUAUCAGAUCCAAGCAGAAAGAAUCCGUAAAGUGGAACAGCUCGCUGGCCAGAGACACCGCUGCAAGUGUGCCAUCCCCUGGUACAUCAUGACAAGUGAGUUCACGCUGGGGCCGACAGAGGAGUUCUUUGUAGAACAUGACUACUUCAACCUGGAUAGAUCCAACGUGGUCAUGUUUGAACAGAGGAUGCUGCCCGCUGUCACCUUUGAUGGGAAGGCCAUCCUGGAGGAGAAGGGGAAAAUUGCUAUGGCUCCAGAUGGCAAUGGUGGCUUAUACCGUGCUUUGGUGGAUAAUAAGAUCUUGGACGACAUGAAGCAGCGUGGAAUCCAGUAUGUCCAUGUAUACUGUGUGGACAAUAUCCUUGUGAAAAUGGCAGAUCCAGUCUUCAUAGGCUUCUGUGUUUCCAAGGGGGCAGACUGUGGUGCAAAGGUGGUGGAGAAGGCCUACCCCACAGAGCCUGUUGGGGUGGUGUGCUGUGUGGAUGGGGUCUACCAGGUGGUGGAGUAUAGUGAGAUCAGCCUGGAGACUGCGCAGCAGCAAAGCCCUGAUGGGGGACUGAUGUACAGCACUGGCAAUAUCUGCAACCAUUUCUUCACAGUUGAGUUCCUGCAGAUGGUGGCCCAAAAAUAUGAGCCGCAGCUGAGGCAUCACGUAGCCAUAAAGAAGGUGCCCUACAUUGACGAGGAGGGAAAUCUGGUAAAACCGCUAAAACCGAACGGGAUAAAGCUGGAGAAGUUUGUGUUUGAUGUGUUCCAGUUCUCUAAGAAUUUUGUGGCAUUUGAAGUUUUGAGAGAAGAGGAGUUCUCACCACUAAAAAAUGCAGACACAGCUGACAAAGACACUCCUACCACUGCUCGGCAAGCCCUCCUGGCCCAGCAUUACCGCUGGGCUCUCAAGGCUGGGGCCAGAUUUCUGGAUGAAAAUGGUUGCAGGAUACCAGAAAAACUCAGUCUCUCAGGAACUGAAGAUCCUCCGGCUGUGUGUGAGAUUUCUCCGUUAGUGUCUUACUUUGGAGAGGGUCUGGAGGCGUACAUGAAGAACAAAGACUUCUCUUCUCCCUUUGUACUUGAUGAAAGCAAAGGGGAAAUGCUACAAAAUUCUUGAAAAGGAGAGAGGCCUUUCUGCCUCAAAUCAGAUAUCUGUCUGUCAGAUCCAUUAUAAGAACUGACAUUACUCAAAUGUCAGUGUGAAGUGCAUUAUAAAAGAAAUUGCUUUGUAGUAUCGGAUUGAUGCCAAAUCCUUGCAGCAGUUGUGUUUACACACACGUACGUGCUCACCAGUUCUGUUUGGUAACUUUGAAGGCUAUGCCUUUUACCUCAGUCUGUUUUGUAAACUUGGAUGUGAAUGAAGAUUAAUACCUUCCGGGUACCAAACAG
Fulmarus glacialis (Northern fulmar) is the source of this 1501-nucleotide messenger RNA. It is a transcript of the gene UAP1L1, whose product is annotated as UDP-N-acetylglucosamine pyrophosphorylase 1 like 1. The transcript has 8 exons. Gene Ontology annotation, molecular function: UDP-N-acetylglucosamine diphosphorylase activity. Lineage: Eukaryota; Metazoa; Chordata; Aves; Procellariiformes; Procellariidae. The annotation marks the transcript as partial. The record is from RefSeq and is a predicted model, not a curated record. Gene Ontology annotation, biological process: UDP-N-acetylglucosamine biosynthetic process.